AUGGAUUGCGAAGCACUUUUGUCGGGGUAUGGUUUUUGCUUCUUCAUUUUGAUAUGUUCAUCGAUAGUGAUUCUAGCGGUAUUGUCAUUUUCAACACACCGUAAAAACCUUUGCCUGGAAUGCUGCAGUGGUCGUCCAGGACUAUACUCUCCAGUUGACUUGCUACAUCGUGGACCACAUCGACUGAUCUAUGCUGUGAUAUUUGGAGCCAUGUCUGACCAGUUUCUCAACCUAGCACUUAUAGGUGGUGGCAGUGUCUUCAGCACUAUCAUUACAAAUCCAUAUGCGCUAGCCAUAUGUGAUGUAGCUAUUUCUAACGUGCUGUCAGUGCUCUUACUGUGUCUGCUCUAUGGUCCUCUGUUUGCCUGUGUGAACACACCUCGCCCCCUCCUUGGACACAUCACUGGACUCCUAUACCUCCUCCUGAUAGCAACUUUUGAAACAUAUACUGGUGUUGUUUACAUUCAAUGUGAUGGAGCAACUUACGACGAAGGACAGAUGACCCUUGUAAUCCUGACUUACCUACCCUCGUACAUGUUCUAUGUGAUUCUGAUAGCGUGGUUCAUCUAUGAAAUAGUGAACGACGUAGCCAUUGCCAAGAGGGGAAGAGGUAUUCUCUUCACGCACAAAAAGAAUGCUUACCUUUACAAGUACACUGGACACCUCCUGAGAAAAAAAGUGGUACCAGCUGAUAGAUGGAGCAGAUGGCAGAAAUUCAAAGCCUUGUUUUGGGUCUACGAGAAAGAUUUCCGGUUUCCUCUGAGACUUGUUGCUCCACUGGUGGUGAUGAUAGUCCUAAAUUUCAAGCUAUUCUUUCUUGUUGUGUACUGGACCGACACAACUUCGGCAACAUUGAUAGAGCUUUUCACAAGCAACAAUGCUAUUGCAAAACAACUUCGCAGUGCAAGUCUAGCUGGUGCUGUUCUGGCCGGUUUGAUGGCAAUGGGAGUGUGUGGAGUCCUUCUGCUGCAGUUUGCAGCAACAGUUCAACUGACAGUGUUGUGGAUCCCCGUGGUACUGUUUGCACACAAACUUAUGUGCAAGUUUGUUUUUCUGGAGAAUGAUACCGGAGGAAAGUUCCUUUCCAUCACAAACAGGAAUGGUUUCAACUGUUUCUCGUACUUUGUCUUCUUGUACAAUGGGAUUGUGGGGUUUGUGGCGGCCAUAUUGAGAGUCCUGCUCGGUCUCCUGUUUGGGACACUCCUCCUAUUCAGACUGGACCAGAACAUCAUGAUGGACCACUUCAAGUUUGCUGAUCUAGGACACAAGACAUAUCUGGGCUUUCUCUAUCUGGAGCACACCUACAAUAACCCCGUGGCCAACGCCUUUGUGGCCCUAUUGACUGAUGGUGGUGACCAGGAAGACAAAUACUCCCUAAAACGACCCCCUGGAAGGAAUCGUAGGAUCCGCAACCGUUGGCUGGUGGCCUACACUCUGAUGAACAACCCCGGCCUCAUUCCACUGCGGGCCUCACAGAUGGAGGCCCAGCGAGAUGGAGUGGGUUUCAGAUUCCCUCUAAGAUUUCUUGCUCCCCUGAUUGUGAUGAUAACGAUAAAUUUCAAGCUUUUCUUUGUAGUAGUCUACGCUGCACAUUUUGUAUCGCCACUGACAGAUUUUAGAGUAUGGAGAGUAACUGAUAUUGAAAAGGGGACAGUCACUUUAGCCAUCCUGUCGGGUUUGAUAGCAAUGGGGAUGUGUGGAGUUCUGCUUCUGCAGUUUGUAGCAACUGUUCAAGUCCUGCUCGGUCUCCUGUUUGGGACACUCCUCCUAUUCAGACUGGACCAGAACAUAAUGAUGGACCACUUCAAGUUUGCUGACCUAGGGCACCAGAUAUAUCUGGGGUUUCUCUAUCUGGAGCACACCUACAAUAACCCCGUGGCCAACACCUUUGUGGCCCUACUGACCGAUGGUGGUGACCAGGAAGAGAAAGGAGACAGAAGCGGAUUAAAUAGGCCAGGUGGAAGGAACCGUAGGAUCCGCAACCGUUGGCUGGUGGCCUACACUCUGAUCAACAACCCCGGCCUCAUUCCACUGCGGGCCUCACAGAUGGAGGCCCAGGGAGAGGGAGGAGCAGAGGUCAAGGAGCAUUAUGAGCCUAUUGUGCUGAUACCUGGAAUACAUUGA
Molecule: messenger RNA, 2124 nt
Organism: Geodia barretti
Lineage: Eukaryota; Metazoa; Porifera; Demospongiae; Tetractinellida; Geodiidae
Source: the annotation of a GenBank genome assembly